This is a messenger RNA of Effrenium voratum, 969 nucleotides long. NCBI's taxonomy places the organism in Eukaryota, Dinophyceae, Suessiales, Symbiodiniaceae. The record is from the annotation of a GenBank genome assembly.
AUGGAGCGCCGUGGGGCGCUGGUGCUGGAGCUGCUGGGCAGCAGAGGCUGCCUGGCGCCCGAGGACCUGUGCCAGCUGUCGGUGGUGAACCAGGAGUGGCGCAGCUUUGCAGAUGCCGAGGCGCCCUGGCUGGUCUUGGCGCGGAUCGUCAAGCUGCGACCGCUGCCCUUCUGCCUGGAGAGCGGCGGCGAGGUAGAUCCGCAGGCCUCAGCAAAGCGCCAGCUGCUGCAGAGCUACGAGCCCGUCUUCCACGCGCGGCGCCGCAUUCGCCGGCUCUGGCGCCGCGCCAAUGGCUUCUGGCGGUGCUGGGCCCCGGAGGCCCUGGCGAGCGAAGCGUCGGGCGGCUGCUCGGAGCGGCAGCUGGCGGAGCUGGAGGCGAAGCAGAACUCAGAGCUCCCGGAGGAUCUGGCUGAGUACCUGCGCUGCGAUGGCCACGAAAAGGAGGCCUUUUGGUUCGCGGAGGCGCAGCCUGGGGCCUUGGCCUUCCGCGUGGGCCGCUUGCUGGGCACCAAGGAGAUGGCGCAGAAGGCGCUGAGCCCCGGCUGGCUACCUGUGGCGUGCUCCCGCGAGGGAACCUUCACCUGCAUCCGGCUGCAGCACAAGUCUGAGACGGCCUCCUUCGGGGAGGUUUGGAGCACGCCGAACGAUCGUGACUUCGACGAGAGCCACUUGAGGCGGCAGACCACGUGCUUCACAGAAUACUUGGAGGACUACGUGGGUCUGCUGGAGAGCAUCCCGACCCAGUUCGCAGAGCAGCGGCUGCUGAGCAGCCUGGGCCAAGUGCUGCCCGAGCUCUUCGCCUGCCCCAGGAUCUAUUGCAACGAGCAGUCCAGCUGGAUCACCACAGGGCUCGGCAAGGGCAAGGGCAACCUUUGGCAGCGCGUGGACCGGUCGCACCCCGUGCGGAUCAUCUUCCCGUCGCUGGGGAAGUCAGGCGCGGGUUUGUGGACCGGGGGGGUGUUUCUUUGA